ACAACAUCAUACUAUUCUGCAGCAGCCGUUUUGUCUUCCUUUUUAUUUCUCACGAAAUCCGAUCUCAUUGCACUCCUUCGUUGUCCAUCACCUCGCGGCCGCUACACUACAUCAAACACCCCGGCGGUCUCCUCGCUUAUUUUACAUGUUCAUUUGCUCGAUACUAACAGCGUUUCAAAUACUCAUCAGACUAGCCAUGGGCGACCCGAAUGCCGAACGCACUUUCAUCAUGAUCAAGCCCGACGGUGUGCAGCGCGGACUUGUCGGCAAGAUCAUCAAACGUUUCGAGACCAAAGGAUUCAAACUGGUCGCUAUGAAAUUCGUCUGGCCUUCCGAAGAAUUGUUGAAGAAACACUAUGCCGAUCUUUCUAGCAAAGCAUUCUUCCCAGGUCUUAUCAAGUACAUGUCAUCUGGACCAGUUGUUCCCAUGGUAUGGGAAGGAUUAGAUGCUGUGAAAACUGGACGUUUCAUUCUUGGUGCUACUGAUCCGAAAAACUCAAACCCUGGUACUAUUAGAGGAGAUUUAUGUAUUCAAGUUGGCCGUAAUAUAAUUCACGGAUCGGAUGCUGUAGAAUCUGCUAACAAAGAAAUUGCUUUGUGGUUCUCUGAAAAAGAAGUAGUCCCAUGGACAAAAGAUAUCGACUCAUGGGUCUAUGAAUAAAUAUAAUAAACAUGGUAUUAAUUUAUAAGUUAAGUUCGAGCUUAAAUUAAAUCCAAUUUUGGGUUAUGUACGUGUAAUUGUGCAUUUUAAUAAAGAAAUUCUUAUAAAAUA
Messenger RNA from Diuraphis noxia (Russian wheat aphid), 772 nucleotides. Its product is annotated as nucleoside diphosphate kinase-like. Gene Ontology annotation, molecular function: nucleoside diphosphate kinase activity. The record is from RefSeq and is a predicted model, not a curated record. Lineage: Eukaryota; Metazoa; Arthropoda; Insecta; Hemiptera; Aphididae. Gene Ontology annotation, biological process: CTP biosynthetic process; UTP biosynthetic process; GTP biosynthetic process.